This is a messenger RNA of Diuraphis noxia (Russian wheat aphid), 2264 nucleotides long. RefSeq names its product luciferin 4-monooxygenase. Gene Ontology annotation, molecular function: CoA-ligase activity. The record is from RefSeq and is a predicted model, not a curated record. NCBI's taxonomy places the organism in Eukaryota, Metazoa, Arthropoda, Insecta, Hemiptera, Aphididae.
CAUCAUUAUUCAUCAAUCAUCAGUCGACUAUAGCAAAUAAUAUCGUAAUGUUGAUUUAACUACCUUUAUUGUUGCGAAAUAAAUGGAAGUACCUAAUUUAUAAUAGUUAUAUUCCAUAAUUACCUAUUGAAUUGAUAUUGGAUUCUUAGACAUCUGUUGUUAAUUAAAUUGCAUCAAAUAUUAAUGUUGAUCGCAGUUGAAAUUGUUGAGCUACUGAACGUAUAUUUCCAGUAAUUAUAUUAUAAGCCAUUAGGUUUUCCUGUUGAUAAAUCAUAAUGUCCAAAUUAUACUUGUGAACAUUUUAAGCUUCAAUACUGUUUAUAAAUUUAUUUAGUAUUACAUGUUAUACAGCCUAAUACUUAUUUUUAAUUCGGUCUCAUUAUAUAAAUUUGGUUUUAUGAACACUGUUGAAGGCAGUGCCUCAACCAAACUCAACGAGUGGAUCUGAAAUUGUCAGAAUCUGAUGUAGAUCAGUAAGUUUGAGAUAGGUACAUUUUGUAAAUAUCUUAUAGUACAAUGGCCCAAGAAAAUAUAAUACAUGGAUCUGCAAUUCCUGAUUAUUUGUUAAACAGUAAAUCAAAUUUAAGUCAACACUUUAUUCGAUUACUCAGUGAACUUGGAAAUAAAACUGCAAUGGUUGACUUUCAUGAUGGGUCUUCAUUUACAUUCAGUGAAAUUUUGCAUGCAAGUUAUAAUAUAGCAAACUACUUAAAAUAUGAGUUUGGAGUACAAAACUCUGAUAUUGUUGGAAUAUUUAGUGAAAACACAAUUUGGUAUCCAUCUCUUUUACUGGCAGUAUGGCAUGUUGGAGGUGUUUGUGCAUUGUUCAAUCCUAUGUAUAAUACAAAGGAAUUAACACAUGUGCUAAACAUAACUAAACCAAAAAUUAUGAUAACAUCAAAAAUGGGGUUGGAAAUUGUAAGAAAUACUGCCAAACCUCUGGAUUUUAUCAAAUAUGUGUGUCCUAUCGAUAUACUUUGUAAUACUAGAACUACUGAAGAAAAUUAUAAUUUUGUACCAACCCCACGUGACAACAAACAGACUUGUGUGAUAUUAUUUUCAAGUGGAACAACUGGAUUACCUAAAGGAGUAGAGUUGUCUCAUAAAUCUAUAUAUCUCAUGAUUUCUAUCUUAAGUCACAUUGAUAAAUUUACUACUCAAACUGAUACCAUGAUGGGUCUAGUGCCUAUGUUCCACGGAUAUGGAUUACUGAUAAUAUGCAUGUGCUUGUCAAUUGGCAGCAAGGUCAUAGUGCUUAAAUAUUUUGAUGAAGAAUUGUUUUUAAAAUCUAUUGAAGUUCAUAAAAUUACAAUUGUAUUUGCUGUACCSCCGUUGAUGAUAUUUCUUGCUAAACAUCCAUUAGUAGAUAAAUACAAUUUAUCAUGCUUGAAUGUAAUAUAUUCCGGUGCAGCUCCAUUAUCCUUAGAAAUUGAAAAUGAAGUAAUCAAUAGAAUAGGUAAAAGUAAACCAUUAAAAGUAUUUCAAGGAUAUGGAAUGACUGAAUUAUCAAUUGUAUCAACAAUUCCUGGUCCAAAUGAAGCUGAACAUGUUAACGGUUCAGUUGGGAAAUUAAUAUGUGGCAUGUCAGGAAAAGUGAUUGAUUUAAAUAAUGGAAAACCAUUGGGAGUAAAUAAAAGUGGCGAAUUGUGUUUCAAAGGUCCCAUGGUCAUGAAUGGUUAUUAUGAGAACCCUGAAGAAACAACAGCAACAAUUGAUGAUGAAGGGUGGCUCCAUACAGGGGAUGUUGGAUACUUUGAUAAAUAUCAUAAUUUUCAUAUUGUUGAUAGACUCAAAGAACUUAUCAAAUACAAAGGAUAUCAGGUGGCACCUGCAGAAUUAGAAUCACUGUUAUUAACACAUCCUGAAAUUGAAGACGCAGCAGUUACUGGACUUUCAAAUUUAGAAGCCGGUGAACUUCCAAUGGCGUUUGUAGUUAAAGCUCCUAAUUCAACUCUUAGUGAGAAAGAUAUUGUACAAUUUGUUCACAAAAAUGUUUCAGCACAAAAGCGUCUUAGAGGAGGUGUACAAUUUGUGAAAAGUAUUCCCAAAAAUCCAAGUGGUAAAAUAUUACGUAGAGUACUUAAAAGCCAAAUUAAUCAAUCAAAAUUAUAAAAAUGAGCACAGUAAUAUUUUAUUGAAGAUAGAUUAGUGUACUAUGUAAACUAAGUACAGUUUAUUUGGGGAAAAAAUUGGAAUUUAUGUUAAGAKGUUUAUUAUUGUAUUUAGUUAAAAUAAAUAUGUUUAUAAAUUAUAAUUUGUGCAAG